Lentinula edodes (shiitake mushroom) is the source of this 1096-nucleotide messenger RNA. RefSeq lists its product as uncharacterized. The coding region runs from base 63 to 827 and encodes 254 amino acids. The record is from RefSeq and is a predicted model, not a curated record. The transcript has 5 exons. Gene Ontology annotation, molecular function: metal ion binding. NCBI's taxonomy places the organism in Eukaryota, Fungi, Basidiomycota, Agaricomycetes, Agaricales, Omphalotaceae.
CGAUGAGGGCCGGAUUACUAUGAGCGCUAAUCUAAGCGCUAACCUUGUAUUCGAACUUCACAAUGGCGAGUGAAUGCUGUUUCUGCCUUUCAGCUUUGAAAGAACCUGUUUGUAUUCCUUGCGGACACAUAUUCUGCUCGCUAUGCAUAUCUUCUCAUGUUGCGGCGUCCUGUAAGCGCGAUACUACUCCUUGCCCAACUUGUCGCGCGCCAUUCGAGAUUGUGACUCCUGAACUCGCGACUGUUCCGAAACAUGUGCGGCGAUACAUCAAUCCCGGCGUUCGACGCGUUUUCCUCGAGACGCCUGAUUCAGAAACGUUGCGACAGCGGCUAUCAGCCACUGAAGUCCAGAUUAAAAGACUCAAGAAGGAAUCGGACAAACUGCGCGCGUCAAGCGAAUCGAAGAAAAGGAGAUUCGACCAGGCGAAAAACGAUUGGAAGGAGAAAAAUGACCAGCUGUUGGCCAAGUACACGUGUAAAAAGCGCAAACUGGACGAUGCAAUGAGUGCCCUUCAGGAGAUGAAAGAAAGACUUGACGCUUCCCAUGCAGCGAAUGUACAGAAGACUGCUGCACUUGCACAGCUUGCCAAGAUUGAAAAUGUAUGGCAGAAACAGUUCUUGACGCUCAAGGCAGAAGUGGACGAGCAAAGCGAUAGGUCAACUUUUGAAGCUAGGAGGGCUGAGGCGAGGGAAGAGGCUGCUGCGUCUGAGUAUCACUCCGAUCUUACGUUAAUAAAGGAGAGGGAACGUCUUGCUAGAGAGGAUGCUUUACGUUGGAAGGCUAGGUAUGAAGCUCUAGUUGCGAAACACAGCCAGCAGUGUGAAUGAAAAUGUUUCUUGUCAGUUUACUACUAGUGCACUAUUCAAUGGAUAACCUACAGCAGCCUACAGCUCAACAUGCCUAUCAAAGACGAAGUACAUACAUACUUGGUCAAUCUUUCGUACUUUGCUCCUAUUAUUCGUAUCGACAACAUAAACACAUAAUCUUCCUACUAUAAUGAUUUGUAGUUCCUUGGUUUGUUGUACAUAGUAAUUCAUGGUCUUCCUGACAGUCCAAGGCCAAUGGCCAAGGCAAAAAUGUGAUCGCGUCACGCCCG